AUGGCGUCCCCAGUGUCCUCGGCGCCCGGCGGGGUGGCGGUGGUCGGCAGCGGGCUAAUCGGGCGGAGCUGGGCCAUGCUGUUCGCCAGCGCGGGCUUCAGGGUCAAACUGUUCGACAUCGAGCCUCGGCAGGUGACCGAUGCGCUGGUCAGCCUCAGGAAGGAGAUGAAGAUGCUGGAGAUGUCGGGGUACCUGAAAGGCGAGCUGGGCGCUGAGGAGCAGCUGUCACUCAUCAGCGGCUGCUCUGACCUGCGGGAGGCAGUAGAGGGCGCCCUGCAUGUGCAGGAAUGUGUCCCGGAGAACCUGGAGAUGAAACGGAAGCUGUUCGCUCAGCUGGACAAAAUCACCGAUGACCAUGUCGUCUUGAGCAGCUCCAGCUCAUGCCUGCUGCCCUCCAAGCUGUUCGCUGGCUUGGCACACGUGAAGCAGUGCCUGGUGGCCCACCCCGUCAACCCACCGUAUUACGUGCCACUGGUGGAGCUGGUUCCACACCCAGAGACGGCCCCCGCCACCGUGGACAGGACCUAUGCCCUGAUGCGGAGGGUCGGACAGUCCCCGGUCAGGCUCCUGAGGGAGGUUGACGGCUUCGCCCUGAACCGCCUCCAGUAUGCGGUCAUCGCUGAGGCCUGGCGGCUUGUGGAGGUGUGUGGCUGGCGUUGCUGCCAGGAGCUGAGGCCGUGUUGGCACCAGGGGCAGGGAGCCCAGGCCGCUGGGGGCAUCGGCUGUUGGCAGAGGACGCGCCAGGACAUCCCGGGGGUGCCGGGGGUCGAGCAGGUUGUCACCACGCGUUCCUGGGCCUUCCCAAAGGAACGCAUGGGGCCCCUGGAGACCAUGCACCUCAACGCGGAAGGUAUGUUAAGCUACUGUGACAGGUACAGCGAAGGCAUGAAGCGUGUCCUGAAGACUUUUGGACCCAUUCCUGAAUUCUCUGGGGCCACAGCUGAGAAGGUGCACCAGGCCAUGUGCGUUAAGGUUCCGGAUGAUGCAGAGCACUUGGCUGCCAGAAGGGCGUGGCGGGACGGAUGCCUCAUGAGACUCGCCCAGCUGAAGCACCAGCUACCCCAGUGAUGCUGCGGUGACCACUGCCGCCCCCAGUGGGGACCACCAGCCCCCAGUCCCACAGCUUUGAGACACCGGGGUUGGGGAGGGGGGCUGCGGGAGCCCGACCGGGGGGAACCCUGCUUGCUGUCCUCACCCUGGCAGGUGCCUGGGGAGGGCAUGCCCCAGGCAGGGGUUAGUCACAGCCAUUGGGGUCUGUGGGCCAUGGAUCCCCCCCAACUCCCAGCAGAUGAGAGAGCAAAUCGUCCAAAGAUUUGACUGCUUACUUUCAUGUGAUUCCACCUGUUUACAUAUCAUGAUCAGUGGUUGUAGUUUCAAGUCAUUUUAAUCUGCUGCGAAAUGUUUUUGUAAUUAUUUUCUGAUCUCUUGCUGAGGACCCUGUGGUCCUAUACAUUUGAGGAGUUCCCUUCAUUUUUCUGAUCCUUAUUCCAAAUAAAAGUGUUUGAUUGCAUAAAGACA
Molecule: messenger RNA, 1518 nt
Organism: Odocoileus virginianus texanus
Lineage: Eukaryota; Metazoa; Chordata; Mammalia; Artiodactyla; Cervidae
Source: RefSeq, a predicted model, not a curated record